AUGAAGUCAGUACUUCGAAGCGCUACUGCCGCGAGGCUGGGCGCUCCCACCGCAAAGCUGCAGCAAUCGCCACUUCGAUCGAUGCGAUCGCUUUCGACCAUGCGAAGCGCUCGCCAGUCGUUCCAGCCCAUCGCUCGCACUUCGAUCCUCCCUUCUUCAAGAGCACUCGCUGCGCGAUCCUACUCAACCUCGCCGAAUCAGCAGCAAGUCCUCCAAUCCUUCGGCACGCCCUUCGCCCAGUUCAUCUACACCAUCUCGCGCAUCGCCCGCAUCAUCACCUUCUCCGCUCUCGGCGUGGCCACCAUCGGCGUGGUCUCCUUCGAAGCUGCCCACCAGUAUGUUGAGCAUGUUGCGAUGCCUGCUGCGUCCUCAUCUUCCAGAACCACAUCGGAUGAGUAUGGGUGGGGCGAGCUGGCGCUGGAAGAGUCGUGGUCCGGUUCGCCAACCCGAACGGGAACGGAUCCUCGGCUGGGGAUCAAGGGUCGACAUGCGGUGCGGUCCGCGUGGAUGAGCGCCAAUUGGGGCGGCGGCAUCUCGCCCAGUGUCCUGCUCGGCGGUGGUGCUGCAGGCAACUCUGGGCUGGGACGGACAGCAAUCACUUCGAUGGGCGCCGCAAAGACGUUGCAGGUCGAAGACGGAAUGAUCCUCGCCAUGCAGUAUCUGAACCUGGCGGUCAAGAUCGCUGCGAGCAAGGGGAUUAAGUUGCCUGACACGGAUUCGAUUCGAGCUGGAUUCGUGGGAGAGGCGGCGGCCAAGGAGCAGUUGAGGAAUGUCGACCCGCUGGCGAUGGCCUUGGAGGCGAGAUUGGCUUCGGUCAAGGAGAGGCAGGGAAGCAGGGGUGCGUUGGAAUCGGCCAUUGCGAGCUAUGAGAAGCUGUACGAUAUUGGGAGCUUGACGAACGAGGGGAGGAGCGAGAAUGCGAGUCGGUUGGUGAGGCUCGCUACCAAGGUGGGCGAUCUUUAUUCGGCAUUGGGACAGAGGGGCGAUGCGGAGGAGUGGCUCAAUCGGGCGGUCAGUAUUGCUGCUACUGCUGGAGCGAGCACGCCGGAGAUGCAGGGCAAGCAGAUCGAGGAGGUUCCAGCGGAAGAGCCACAGAAGGCUUCUUCGGGAGGAUGGUUCUCUCGAUCAAAGGCACCAGCCGCAGCCAAGGCAGCAACACCCACCGAGGCUGUCGCAGCAGCACCGCCAACACCCACUCUCGGCUCAGACGCAGCACCCACCCCAGCCCUCACCCGAUCGCUCAUCACCGCGCUCGUCUCCAAAUCUGCCCUGCACGCCCACACGCCUACCCCAACCUCCCUUCAACAAGCCCUCCAAACCCAAAUGUCGGCGCUCCAACUAUCCACCGCUGAGCUCAACCGUCUUGUCGCUACCCCAGCUUCGAGCGGCCCCGCCGAGCUGCACAGGCUGUGGCUCACACACCACCAGUCGAUUCUCGAUCUGCAUGUUGCCGAGACGAUGUUUGCGCUCACCCGCGGCGCCGUUUCGGGGACAGCAUCAAAGUUGAUCCCGGCGUGGUUUAGGGGUGAGUCGUCGACGGGUAGGGUCGGCGAGAAGUCGAUCGCCUGGGUCGAUCAGGCUGAGAAACGGGCGGAGGGCGUGAUCAAGGCGCUGGAGAAGUCGGGCAAGAGGGGUAAGGACGAGAUGGUGUUGGAUGAGAGGUGGACCAGGGAGAAGGAGGUGGCGCUCGCCGCGGGGAGGGUGCUGAGGGAUGCCAAGAGGGUCAAGGAGACGGCGAGGAGGAGUAGGAGCACGUUGGAGGGUUUGUAG
This is a messenger RNA of Kalmanozyma brasiliensis GHG001, 1770 nucleotides long. RefSeq names its product LytB protein. The transcript has a single exon. NCBI's taxonomy places the organism in Eukaryota, Fungi, Basidiomycota, Ustilaginomycetes, Ustilaginales. The record is from RefSeq and is a predicted model, not a curated record. Bases 1 to 1770 code for a protein of 589 amino acids.